CACACAGUAAUGGUGAGAAGUAGCGUUCACGUUUAUCCGCAAUGAACACCGUCGAGCCGAAAAGAUUUUAUAGUCGCGAGGUGACAGCGAGACGAGAGGCCAUGGAGGAUAGGAUAAAGCGCAAACCGGGAUGGGUAAAAGAAUUUCGAAAAAUGCCAGCGAAUAUUCUCGGCCCGACCGAAUUUUGGAAGGAGUUCGACAAGCAGGCCGAUGCGCUUUACACCGCUGCGAAAGAGAGCAACGAUUUCGAUGCGCUUUGCACUUUCGCUUAUCAGAGAGACAAGGGCUAUCGUAAAUUCGUGGUAGCUCAUCCUGAGAGAUAUUGGUGGUAUUACAAGCACCGCCCGCCGGAAAAAAGAUGCUCUUACGAGAUAAUUCCAGAGCAUUGUCCUUGUCGCUUGUAUUUGGACCUGGAAUAUCUGAUAGAAAUGAACCCGAGUCAUGACGGAUCGUCGAUGACGAACAUGGUAAUCGAGAUUUUCUGCGCGUACUUGCUGGCCCGUUGGUCAGUGCCGUGCAAUAAAUACAACGUGAUCAAUUUAGAUUCGAGCACGAGCGAAAAGUUUAGUAGACAUCUCGUGUUUAACGUGAAACACGUAGCUUUCAAAGAUAAUUAUCACGUCGGUAGAUUAGUAAAACGCGUGUGUCAGGAUAUCUUAGAUUACCUCGCGUUCGAGGAAACGUCGCUCGACAUUCUGAACAGUUUCGAUAGAACGGAAUUGCAACGAUUAAUCGUUGAAACGAAAAAUGGCAAGAGAUUGUUUAUCGAUACCUCGGUUUACACGAAAAAUAGACAGUUUAGAGUGUACGAUUCCACUAAAUGGGGCAAGCGAUCGAAUUUCACGUUAUCGGUAGAUUGCAAGUACAUUCCAUCCGUCGAGUAUAAAGACGAACAGUUGGCAAUAUUUCUCGAUUCGCUGGUGUCAUACUUUGUUGUCAGAAGGGAUUUAGUGAUAUUAGAAUAUUCCGAUUGUGAGGACGGUGCUCCGAACGUAAAACGUUUCAAACCGCUACCGCGACGAUCCGUCGACCGCGAGGAGGAUCAUUCGAGCUCGAAAUAUCCGCUGUUGAAUAAACACGUUCGCGACUUGACCCAACCGGGGAAAGUGCGUUCGUGUAAAACCCUUGAGUCUAGAAAACUGUUGGUGUACGAAACCUCAGGAUAUAGAUACUGCGAAAACGUUGGCCGAUGUCACCAAAGUAACAACGUUUACUGGGUGGUAGACUUGAAAGCCAAAAGAUUAUAUCAGAAAUGUCACGACCAAGAUUGUGCUGGUUUUAAAUCCGAACCCAAGCGAUUACCGGAAGAGGUUUGCUUCGAAAUUGAUGAGGAUGGCGACUCGCUCUUGGACUCUAUUAGUUUGUCACAGGAUCUAUCAUAGAGGACUGACAUCUUUUAUAUCAAAAGUUUUUAUUAAAGUAGAUUAAACAAUUUCGUCAGUAGGGACACCAGACAGAUGGGAAGAGAGUUCUAAAAAAAGGUAGGCAGUUUCGAGUUACAGGGUACAUAGAUUUGUCUCCGGGGCUUCUUUCUCUGGAACGAGUACAGACUAUAAUGUUUCAUAUGUUAAAAUAUCCGAUCACUUUAUACAUGAACUUGUUUGUAUAAAUACAAAAUAAUUGAACAAUGCCACAGUUACGAUUGAUAGUACAAACACACGUUUGAUACGUGAAUCACAACUUGUACUAUGACACAAAUUAUGUACAAUAUGUAUAUAUAAACAGACGUGACGACAGACA
Ceratina calcarata is the source of this 1740-nucleotide messenger RNA. Its product is annotated as DNA-directed primase/polymerase protein. The coding region runs from base 42 to 1382 and encodes 446 amino acids. NCBI's taxonomy places the organism in Eukaryota, Metazoa, Arthropoda, Insecta, Hymenoptera, Apidae. Gene Ontology annotation, biological process: replication fork processing; error-prone translesion synthesis; response to UV. Gene Ontology annotation, molecular function: chromatin binding; DNA-directed DNA polymerase activity. Gene Ontology annotation, cellular component: mitochondrial matrix; nucleus. The transcript has 3 exons. The record is from RefSeq and is a predicted model, not a curated record.